This is a messenger RNA of Daktulosphaira vitifoliae (grape phylloxera), 856 nucleotides long. Its product is annotated as MARVEL domain-containing protein 1-like. The coding region runs from base 178 to 678 and encodes 166 amino acids. The record is from RefSeq and is a predicted model, not a curated record. The transcript is spliced from 6 exons. Gene Ontology annotation, cellular component: membrane. NCBI's taxonomy places the organism in Eukaryota, Metazoa, Arthropoda, Insecta, Hemiptera, Phylloxeridae.
GUUGAUAAUAAUUGAUACAAAAAUUUACGUCCUUACUGUAUAUUAUAUCACUAGUUUGUAUAGUGAAAAUAACAAUAACAAUAGUAUUAUAAUUUUUUUUUCAGUUACUGUUCUUUAAAAUAAAUUUUAUUUUUAAUUUCUUAAAAAUUCUAAACAAACAUUUGAAUAUUACCAAUAAUGACGGAUCCAGUUUUUCCUAGUCAGCAUACAACUACUACAACAGUAACAAAUACUGAAGUGAUAACAAAUUUUCGGUAUGAUAAAUCCUAUGUUUACACUCUUGCAGGAAAGUUAAAGAUUGCACAAAUUGUAUGUGUGUUUCUCAGUAUUAUGACCCUCUCAUUCUCUACUUAUAAUAUGUGGUAUCAAAAUAGCGCUGUAACCUCUAUAAUGAUGUUUGGACUUUGGUUUUCAUUGUUUAUGUUAGUGUUUUAUUUAUUCCACGUGGUUGAAUGUUUUUAUAAGAUCCCAUGGCUUAAAAUUGAAAUGAUCUUUAACGUUUGUUGGCCAUUAUUAUAUCUGCUUUCUGCAGCUAUAGCAGCUUCAUAUAUUGGAAUGAACUUCAGCUAUACACUAAGUUUGUUUUUUGGAUUUGCUGCUAUGUUUGCUUAUGGUUAUGAUGCUCUUUUAAAAUAUCAUGCAAUUCAACGUGGAGAAAUUGCGCAAGGUUUGUUAUAAUAAUUCUCAAAUUAAUCACUUAGUUAUAUUAUAAUAUCAAGUAUUUUGAAAGAAAAUUAAACUACAGAUUUAUUGUUGGUUUUAAUUUAAAUUUCAACCUUAAAUAGAAUAAAAUAUUUUAACAAUUUUUGUUAAUUUUACAUAUGCUAAUAAUCCAAAGCUUUUUUAAUUUAAUUUU